This is a messenger RNA of Microplitis demolitor, 1234 nucleotides long. RefSeq names its product calcium release-activated calcium channel protein 1. Bases 413 to 1231 code for a protein of 272 amino acids. The record is from RefSeq and is a predicted model, not a curated record. Gene Ontology annotation, cellular component: membrane. Gene Ontology annotation, molecular function: store-operated calcium channel activity. NCBI's taxonomy places the organism in Eukaryota, Metazoa, Arthropoda, Insecta, Hymenoptera, Braconidae. The transcript has 4 exons. Gene Ontology annotation, biological process: store-operated calcium entry.
AAAUAUAUAAGUAAUGUAACGGAGACACUUACUCAACAAGUCAGUCGAGUCUUGGUUGAGUCUCGUGGUCUUUCAGUCUCAACAUUACGCUCAAACUUAUUUGUGUUGAUGUUGAUUAUAUAUAUGUGUCUUUAGAUGCAAUGUCGCUGCACUCGGUCAGUCUCAUUUAAGUAUUCAAUGUGAAUCGAUACCGAUUGUGAACCGUAAACAUUUAUCAUUGCAUUAAAAUAAUAACCGAUUUAAAUUUAUACGCAAGUAUUUGACAUCAGAGUUAGACUUUGGAACUUAUUUAUUUACUUUUUUUUUUUAUUAACGACUUUGUGGAAGUGAUGGAAAAAAUGAAAAAAUUGUUUGCAAUAAUAAUUAGAAAGCAGCAUCCUUCUGUUGAUUCACAUAACAACACUCCAGCCUAAUGUCUGUAUGGUCGACAAGCACCGGACGCAAUUCAGUGUUUGGUGCCGAGGGUGGACCAACGACCGCAGCUUCCACUCAUCUCACGAUACCAAUUGACGUUCAUUCCCACUCUCAUCUUCACACCACCGAGGGUCACUGUUUCAAUAAACGAUUCUACAAGUGCCAGAAAACAAUGUCACAGUCGGGCGAUGGCCUUCAUACGCCGAGUUAUCUUUCUUGGAGAAAAUUGCAGCUCAGUAGGGCAAAGCUCAAGGCUUCCAGCAAGACAUCAGCAUUACUCUCCGGGUUUGCCAUGGUUGCCAUGGUUGAAGUACAAUUGAGUACAGACACUAAAGUGCCAACAGAAAUGCUCAUAGCAUUCGCUGUAUGUACGACACUGCUCGUAGCCGUCCAUAUGCUCGCGUUGAUGAUCUCGACCUGCAUUCUUCCCAACAUUGAGGCUGUUUGUAAUCUCCAUAGCAUAAGUCUGGUCCAUGAAUCUCCACAUGAACGUCUUCAUUGGUACAUCGAGGUGGCCUGGGCUUUCUCGACACUACUGGGACUCAUAUUGUUUUUGAUCGAAAUCGCCAUACUCUGUUGGGUUAAAUUUUACGAUUUUUCUCAAGUCGCCGCUUGGUCGGCGUGCGUUGUACUGAUACCCGUACUGAUUGUCUUUCUUGCAUUCGCGGUUCACUUUUAUCGCAGCCUUGUCGCUCAUAAAUACGAAGUCACGGUAUCGGGAAUACGAGAACUAGAAUUACUUAAAGAGCAAAUUGAAUCUACCGAUAUUGAAGGUAGAAAUGGCAAUAUGUUGCAAUCAAACACACAUAUUGUUUGAUUU